AUGCGACAGCUGUGGCAGCAUCAAGCAGCCCUGCACGAGGAUCGACACGAGGCGGCAGCGCAAGAAGCACAGAGACCCUCCCCGUCAAGCGGGACCAGACCAUCGUAUGAGCAGGCAACUCUACAACUGCAGCAAAAUGGAACUGGAUAUGGAGACAGCGGUCCGUCGAAACUAGCUCGAAUUUUCAUCCCUGCUAAACUUCGGAGAGCCAAGUCUGUAGAGGAUCAGCGUGGUUCUGGGGAUGAUCACUCCCCCUUUCGGCUCCUCAUGCACUUCACCAGUUACAACAAACUCAACAACGACAACAUCAAUCGCGGACCCGGCAAAGCACAUCUUCCGUUCAUAGUCUGCCCUCCUAACAAACCCUUUCUCUUAGGAUUUCGAGCUGAAUCCUCUGCUCCUCAACAUCAACUACGCUCUCCUAUCCAAACCUCAGGGUACUUGACCCGCGCGGUGUUGAAGGCAGUGUGUAUAAACAGACGAUCAUUAGUCUACCACGCGUUGUCGUAUGUCAGCUCACACAACCGCAGCUACCGACCAACUUUCCACCUUAUUUACCCUUCAAGUUCGAAGAGCUUCGACGUGGUCACUACAAGAACCCCGUAUAAAUUUAUCCUCAACCCACAUCGACCACACGUUCUCGAUCCGAGAAUAUGGGUUCGAGAUAUCCACCGCAUACUGGAUGAGGGUGGGAAUUUCGAAUUCUUCUUCUUUGAUUCUCACGUCAGCCAUGCCGGACCGCUCACAAGACAAAUGGAGCCCUGUCUCUACAACUGCCGGUGGAGUUAUGAGGCGUGUACCUGCACGCCAGCAGCAACUGCAACACAAGAGGCGAUAACUGUAAUCCAUUUUCUCGAACUCCUUGCCAGCUAG
Messenger RNA from Talaromyces proteolyticus, 873 nucleotides. RefSeq lists its product as uncharacterized. Bases 1 to 873 code for a protein of 290 amino acids. The record is from RefSeq and is a predicted model, not a curated record. Lineage: Eukaryota; Fungi; Ascomycota; Eurotiomycetes; Eurotiales; Trichocomaceae. The transcript is spliced from 2 exons.